CACGAAGCAAGCGACUUCCCAGAAAUGGCCGAACUGCGUCCCCUGAGCGCCGAACUCCGUCGCAUUGCCGAAACGGAACUAAACGAGGUGGAGGAUCGGGUAUCCACCGAUUUAGUAGCUCUGCGGGAUUGGCUGGCUAAGCAGCCGCAUCUAAAAGCUCGUCAGGAUGAUCAGUUUCUGGUUGGUUUCCUUCGGGGCUGCAAAUUCAGCCUGGAGAAGACCAAGUCCAAAUUGGAUUACUUCUACACCAUCAAGACCCUAAUGCCCGAACUCUUUGGCAGUCGAUUGGUGGACGAGAAGAACUUAGCUUUGUGUCGAACGGGAACCUAUGUCCGUUUGCCAAAACCUUGGGGAGUAGCUGGACCCCGCCUGCAGCUUACAAAUUAUGAAAAAUUUGAUCCCAAACAGUUCAAGUUACUGGAUCUCUUCCGCUACCAAACGAUGCUUUCGGAGCAGGCAAUCCGUGAGGAUGACAAUAGCAACAUUAGUGGCUACGUCGAGAUCAUUGACAUGGCUAAACUGAGCCUUAGUUUUUUGGCCCAACUGGAUUUUACCCUUAUCAAAAAAAUGGGUAUAUUCGCAGAGAAAGCUCAACCCACUCGCCUGAAAGGAGUGCAUCUCAUCAAUUGCCCCAAGGAGGGAGUGGCUCUCUUGAAUCUGGCCAAGAGCCUUAUGCCCAGCAAGCUCCAGCAACGGUUUCACGUGUACAAAAAUCUGGAGCAAUUAUACGAGGUAAUACCUCGUGAAUACCUUCCGGAGGAAUAUGGAGGCACCAAUGGACGUAUAACCGAUAUUCAAGCGGAGGCCGAGAAGCGAUUGCUGUCCUACAAGAACUAUUUCGCAGAGGAUUCCCAGUACGGAGUGGAUGAACAUCUACGUCCUGGAAAGCGUGUUAGUGCCGAUUCCAUUUUCGGUGUUGAGGGAUCUUUCCGAAAACUCGACAUCGAUUAAAGCCCGACGAUGUUCAAAUUAGUUAUUUAACGAAAGGGUAGAAUCGUCUCAAUUAAAAUCAGUAAAUUCAAACCCAAAAA
Molecule: messenger RNA, 1031 nt
Organism: Drosophila eugracilis
Lineage: Eukaryota; Metazoa; Arthropoda; Insecta; Diptera; Drosophilidae
Product: alpha-tocopherol transfer protein-like
Exons: 3
Coding region: 25-951 (308 amino acids)
Cellular component (GO): membrane
Molecular function (GO): phosphatidylinositol bisphosphate binding
Source: RefSeq, a predicted model, not a curated record